AUGAAUCGAACACAUCGUGGCUCCGGCUCAGGCUCAGAGCUCCACGAUGCCCCGCCCAACUCUAAUCUGCACAGCGCAGACUCGGGUCUGCCCAAUGGUCACGACGACAAGAAGGAAGUCAUCGAUGCUGGCCUGAGGAGCCUGGACCACUACAGACAAACACUGCCAUCAUGGCGUUACGACCUCCGGCAAGCGAUGCUCCCUCUAAUCCGCUGGGAAACGCCCUACCUCGCAUACUUCCAGGACGCCGUGCGCACGCCCGCCCUCGAUAGCUAUUUCGCAAUCACGGCCAACCUCGGCACCCAUACUUUCUUCAUGAUCGGCCUGCCUAUCUUGUUCUGGUGUGGGUUUCCAGCGUUCGGCAAGGGCCUCGUACAUAUCCUGGCCGAAGGGGUGUUCUUUACGGGGUUUAUUAAGGACAUGUUCUCGCUGCCCCGGCCUCUGUCUCCUCCGCUGAACCGCAUUACCAUGUCAGGCUCAGCAGCCCUUGAGUACGGCUUUCCUUCCACACAUUCUGCAAACGCCGUCUCCGUUGCUGUGUAUGCUGUGCUGUGCCUGCGGUCUGGCGAGAGUACUCUCUCUCCCACGACGGCAUUACUGCUUGAACUAUUAGGUUACUUCUAUGCCGCGUCUAUCAUUAUCGGUCGUCUCUACUGCGGCAUGCAUGGAUUCCUCGAUGUCAUUAUUGGCUCUGCUAUGGGGGCUGUCAUAUCGUUCAUCGAGUUCUACUACGGCCCGCCGUUCGACGCAUACCUCCAAGCUAGUGGCUGGACCGCGCCGUUGCUUGUCGCCCUGGCUAUCAUCAUCCUCGUGCGCGUUCACCCUGAGCCCGCGGAUGACUGUCCGUGUUUCGAUGACUCGGUCGCGUUCGCUGGUGUCAUGAUAGGAUUGGAGGCCGGCCUGUGGCACCUGGGGGCCGGGAACCUGGACGGCCCCUUCCCGGGCCUCAGCUGGCCCAUGACGAUCGGGCGCAUUGUCUUCGGCGUACUGACGAUCAUAGCAUGGCGCGAGACCACGAAGCCCUUCCUGCUCAAGUCUCUGCCCUAUGUGUUCCGAUUCGUUGAGCGGCUAGGCGUAUCGCUUCCGCGACGCUUCUUUGUACCCGCUUCCGAAUACAAGAAUAUCCCCAACCUCCUCAGGCUACGCACAGACAACGUCUUGCCCACCAUGAGAGAUUUCCCGGGAUUCGUUAAGACGCUGAGGGCGCCGAUCAGGGGCCGGAGCGUGUCAAUCGGACCGCAAAGCGCGGCCGACGCGUAUGAGGCUCUGGCGUACAGGGAGCGCAGGCGGCGUGAGAGCAUCGGGUCCAACGGGAGCAUGAAGAGCCACGGCGACCUGCGCGAGAGGUUCCAGGCGGACGGGGCCGCGCUCUCCGCCGUGGGCAGUGAGGACAAGGACCAUCACCCCACGGGGAGGUCGACCGCCCUGGCAGAUUAUGAGCACCAGAUGGGCCACGGUGCCGCGCGCGUCGUAAUCACACGCCCGAGCACGGACCUGCGGAGGUCGCCUAGCCCCAGCACGCCUAUGGUGAGGGAGGAGCCGGAGGAGGUGCAGGGGGACACUAUCUUUCUGCAGCAGAACGAGGAGGAUGAGCUAGGUGAGAAGGAGAUGUUCUCGCGGCUGGUCAAGCCGAGAGUCAAGUAUGACGUCGAGGUUGUUACCAAGCUGGUGGUUUAUACAGGCAUCGCAUGGCUCGCUGUGGAGGGCAUACCUUCCCUGCAUGAGCUCUUGGGGCUUGGGAUUAGGCAUCUGCAGGUGAAAUAG
Messenger RNA from Diaporthe amygdali, 1764 nucleotides. Its product is annotated as sphingosine-1-phosphate phosphohydrolase. The record is from RefSeq and is a predicted model, not a curated record. Bases 1 to 1764 code for a protein of 587 amino acids. Gene Ontology annotation, molecular function: sphingosine-1-phosphate phosphatase activity. Lineage: Eukaryota; Fungi; Ascomycota; Sordariomycetes; Diaporthales; Diaporthaceae. Gene Ontology annotation, cellular component: endoplasmic reticulum membrane. The transcript has 3 exons.